AUGCUUACUUACACAUUGAAGGGCUCAGCCCAAAUAACCAACGGGUUCAAUUUGGAACCAUUAGAUAACCCCGAAUAUCCUUUUGACUAUAAGUUCAUGGUAAAGUGCACCAGAUGCAGGGCACACCGAGACAAACCCAUACAAGUGACCCGUUACGAGUACUUCCCCGUGACCCAAUUUGUGAACGCCAACCUCGUGAUGAAGUGCAAGGACUGCAAGAGUGAACGGUACAUUAACGUGGAGCGUUUGGAGGGAAAAUUGGAGAGUGAAUCCACCCCCAUAGUGAGAAUAGUUACUCAUGGCCUUGAAAUCUUAUCGUUCAUAGCAGACGACCAAUUCCAGUGCCAGAAUGCUGAAAACGAGACUGUGCAAGAAAUUGACUUGUCGGAGGGAGGCUGGACCGAUGGCGAGAUUGCCAUUCGGAACGUGAGGUGGGACGUGGUUUUGGAAAGGGGUCAGGCUGCAUUGGCUCUCUAA
Suhomyces tanzawaensis NRRL Y-17324 is the source of this 477-nucleotide messenger RNA. RefSeq names its product CXXC motif containing zinc binding protein. Gene Ontology annotation, molecular function: zinc ion binding. Bases 1 to 477 code for a protein of 158 amino acids. NCBI's taxonomy places the organism in Eukaryota, Fungi, Ascomycota, Pichiomycetes, Serinales, Debaryomycetaceae. The transcript has a single exon. The record is from RefSeq and is a predicted model, not a curated record.